CCCAUGGAUAAUAACCCUUCGGAUCAUCCCCGGGCCAGCACCAUCUUUCUAAGCAAGUCGCAGACAGAUGUUUUGAUGCCCAACAAGAGAGUUCGAGAAAAGCGAAAAAGCCUUUACAUCAACCAUUUUACACACAUUUCGGAAAGCAAGCAUCAUUCAGGCCCACUGAGACGAAAAUACAGCUCCUGUUCCACCAUAUUUCUGGAUGACAGCACAGUCAGCCAGCCCAACCUCAAAUACACCAUCAAAUGUGUAGCUCUGGCAAUCUACUACCACAUAAAAAACAGGGAUGUCGACGGACGAAUGUUGUUAGACAUUUUUGAUGAGAAGCUGCAUCCUCUCACGAAGUCUGAGGUUCCUGCUGAUUAUGACAAAUACGACCCUGAGCAGAAGCAGAUCUACCGCUUCGUCAGGACGCUUUUCAGCGCUGCACAGCUCACCGCUGAGUGUGCUAUUGUCACUCUGGUUUAUCUGGAGAGGCUUCUCACCUAUGCUGAGAUUGACAUCUGCCCUGCCAAUUGGAAGCGUAUCGUGUUGGGAGCCAUCCUCCUAGCUUCUAAGGUCUGGGACGACCAGGCGGUCUGGAAUGUUGACUACUGCCAAAUCCUCAAGGAUAUCACAGUAGAGGACAUGAAUGAGCUGGAGCGACAGUUUCUGGAGCUGCUGCAGUUUAACAUCAACGUACCAUCCAGCGUAUAUGCCAAGUAUUACUUCGACCUGCGCUCCUUGGCCGAGGCCAACAACCUCAGCUUCCCUUUGGAACCGCUCAGCAGAGACAAGGCCCUGAAGCUAGAGGCCAUCUCACGGUUGUGUGAUGAUCAGUACAAGGACUUGAGGAAACUAGCCAAGAAGCGAUCGGUGAGCGCGGACAACCUGAUGGUGGUGCGAUGGUGUCCAGCCAUCAUUUCCUAACACUGGUCUUUCUCAGAGGAAUAAAUAGACAUUUGCCAUAUUGUUGCCUGAAAAGCAGGGAGGCAAGCUGGGCCGCUGACUGUGGACCAGUGGGGCAGUCUGGAAUACAUACCAACACAAACCUCCACUCAGACUGGAACCUAAACAUAAAGAGUUUGCCCUCUCUCUCUCUCUCUCUGUCUCUCUCUGGCUGUUGUACAUAAAAGGUCCAACUAGCUGCUGGAAUCAAACCAAACUGAGCUGACAGAUGCUGAAUGCAGAUCUGAGCUGCAGGAGAAAAGCAAGGGAAUGGAAAUAUAUUGAGACUGUGAAGAUGGAAAAAGUUUCAAUUGCAAAACCUACAAGAAACAUUUUUCUUUAACACUCCGCCGGUAUGUACAUCCGAUUAAUGGAUGUUGGUCACAUUCCUUCAGUUUAAAUCUGCUGGUUUAGGCGUUUCCUUCAUUGGAUGAUGACAUCACCGUCUUACAUCCCAUACUCACAUCGCAGUUUAUUUUUACAAUAUCCGCUUAUAUUUUUACAUAUGUUUGUACAUUCCAUUCUUUAGGUGAAAACAUGCUAUUCCUGUUACUAGACCACAUAUCAUCAAAACAAAUAAGUACAUAAAUCUAUCCAUAUAUCAUCAAAUAUUAAUUCAGAGAGGAUAAA
This is a messenger RNA of Cyprinodon variegatus (sheepshead minnow), 1560 nucleotides long. It is a transcript of the gene ccny, whose product is annotated as cyclin Y. Gene Ontology annotation, cellular component: cytoplasmic cyclin-dependent protein kinase holoenzyme complex; plasma membrane. Gene Ontology annotation, biological process: regulation of cyclin-dependent protein serine/threonine kinase activity; regulation of canonical Wnt signaling pathway. The transcript has 11 exons. The record is from RefSeq and is a predicted model, not a curated record. Lineage: Eukaryota; Metazoa; Chordata; Actinopteri; Cyprinodontiformes; Cyprinodontidae. Gene Ontology annotation, molecular function: cyclin-dependent protein serine/threonine kinase activator activity; protein kinase binding. The coding region runs from base 4 to 912 and encodes 302 amino acids.